Messenger RNA from Procambarus clarkii (red swamp crayfish), 732 nucleotides. Lineage: Eukaryota; Metazoa; Arthropoda; Malacostraca; Decapoda; Cambaridae. The record is from RefSeq and is a predicted model, not a curated record.
AUGAACAAAACACAGGUUAACAAUAAGAACAAAACACAGGUUAACAAUAAGAACAAAACACAGGUUAACAAUAAGAACAAAACACAGGUUAACAAUAAGAUCAAAACACAGGUUAACAAUAAGAACAAAACACAGGUUAACAAUAAGAACAAAACACAGGUUAACAAUAAGAACAAAACACAGGUUAACAAUAAGAACAAAACACAGGUUAACAAUAAGAACAAAACACAGGUUAACAAUAAGAUCAAAACACAGGUUAACAAUAAGAACAAAACACAGGUUAACAAUAAGAACAAAACACAGGUUAACAAUAAGAACAAAACACAGGUUAACAAUAAGAACAAAACACAGGUUAACAAUAAGAACAAAACACAGGUUAACAAUAAGAACAAAACACAGGUUAACAAUAAGAACAAAACACAGGUUAACAAUAAGAACAAAACACAGGUUAACAAUAAGAACAAAACACAGGUUAACAAUAAGAACAUAACACAGGUUAACAAUAAGAACAAAACACAGGUUAACAAUAAGAACAAAACACAGGUUAACAAUAAGAACAUAACACAGGUUAACAAUAAGAACAAAACACAGGUUAACAAUAAGAACAAAACACAGGUUAACAAUAAGAACAAAACACAGGUUAACAAUAAGAACAAAACACAGGUUAACAAUAAGAACAAAACACAGGUUAACAAGAAAGAUGACAAGAGCGGAGGAAUAUUGGUUACUUAA